Molecule: messenger RNA, 267 nt
Organism: Didymodactylos carnosus
Lineage: Eukaryota; Metazoa; Rotifera; Eurotatoria; Philodinida; Philodinidae
Source: the annotation of a GenBank genome assembly
AUGGAAGUACCUGCCGCCUUUCACGGUUUGAAAAAUCGUUAUGAAAAUUUACGAGCAAAAUUUAGUUUUGGACAUUUUGAUCCUGUUGAACAAGGACAAAUAUUUCAGAAAGAAGUGCAACAUUGUUACGAUGCUAAUCAAAAUGCUCAAUGGCACGAUGAUAUCAUUCUUCUGCCAUUGCCGAUACCAUCGAAUCCCACAACAAGUGAAGAAUCUACAGCAACAUUUUUACUUGAAACAUUAUGGACGAAAUUUUCUAACAUGUAA